Molecule: messenger RNA, 570 nt
Organism: Blepharisma stoltei
Lineage: Eukaryota; Ciliophora; Heterotrichea; Heterotrichida; Blepharismidae
Source: the annotation of a GenBank genome assembly
AUGGACUACAACGAGAAUGAAUGUUUUGACGAUCUAGACAUGGACGCUGAAGGAAGAUUUUGCGAUUCUCCAAUGGGAAGCCCUUCAUUUCCAGAUCUACUCUGUGAAACAGAUCCACUAUUUGGUUUAGAGCUUCCUUCUGAUACUCUAAAAUUGGACAUGGAAGAUGUACCUAUUUUUGAACCAGAGUCAGGACAAAGCGAUAAAGCGAGCACAGCAGUAUCAGAAGGCACUCCUGAGAAUUGUGAAAAGACACACACAAAGUCAUCAAGUCAGGAAUUUGUAAAUGAAGAAAAAGAAAUGCAAAUUUCGCCAAUUAAAAGAAUUGGAAGUCUUACUCUUGAAGAAAGACAUAUGAAAGUCCAAAAGUACUUGGACAAACGCCAGAAGAGGACUUGAUGUAAGCGAAUUAAUUAUGACUGCAGAAAAAGGGUAGCUGAUAAAAGAAUCAGGGUUAAAGGAAGGUUUGUUACGAAAGAGCAAGCCAAUUUGUUAUUAAAAGAGCAAAAUCAAGGAAACUGUCAAAAGGAAAUUGAAAAUAGUCAGCCUUAUCAGGCAACACCUAAUUAA